Molecule: messenger RNA, 1345 nt
Organism: Gymnodraco acuticeps
Lineage: Eukaryota; Metazoa; Chordata; Actinopteri; Perciformes; Bathydraconidae
Gene: aida
Product: axin interactor, dorsalization associated
Exons: 11
Coding region: 258-1181 (307 amino acids)
Biological process (GO): determination of ventral identity
Cellular component (GO): membrane
Molecular function (GO): phosphatidylinositol binding
Source: RefSeq, a predicted model, not a curated record
GUUGCCGUCCACUCGGGGUACCCUGUCUCCCAUAACGAGCGCACCCCUCUUCCCCGGGCGGGACUUCCUUUCUCCUGCGGAUGCGAUACUGUAGGCAGAAAGGGCUUGGUCGGGUUGUCACUGGUGUAUCUGUGCGGCUCCGGAGCAGCAGAGAACCGGCCUGAAGACGCCGCUGCCACCGCCGCUGAAGCCCCGUAGAUGAGCCUCCUCCCCGGCUAUGCUGCCCUGAGAGAGCCGCCAGUAUCCGCCCCGCCAACAUGUCUGAUGUCAACAAGACUAUUCAGAAAUGGCACGCCAGUUUUAGGAAAGGCACAGACUUUGACUCCUGGGGACAAUUAGUGGAGGCUAUAGAUGAAUACCAAAUUUUAGCGAGACAACUGCAAAAAGAGGUCCAGUCAACACAUUCAUCAGACUUCACAGAGGAGCAGAAGAAAACCUUAGGAAAAAUUGCAUCAUGUCUGGAGAUGAGAAGUGGCAGUCUGCAGUGCACACAGUCCAAGGAGGACUUCAAGUUAGAAGAGCUGAAGAAACUGGAAACCAUCAUUCAAAAUAUUCUGACGUACAACAAAGCAUUUCCCUUUGACGUGCAGCCAGUGCCCUUAAGGAGAAUCCUUGCUCCAGGUGAGGAGGAGCACCUGGAGCUGGAGGAGGAGGAGGAUGCUGCCGCAGGAGCAGGGAGCACCGAGGCUUUCCCCCCCCGAGCCCCCGCUUCGCAAGGUACCUUGUUGCCACGGUUACCAUCAGAGCAUGGGAUGACACUACUAACACUAAAGAUUGAAAAAAUUGGGUUGAAGGACGCCGGGCAGUGCAUCGACCCGUACAUGACCGUCAGUCUCAAAGAUUUGAACGGCUUAGAUGUAUACCCAGUGCAGGACACACCUGUGGCCUCCAGGAAGGAAGAUACCUACAUCCACUUCAGUGUGGACGUGGAUAUCCAGAGACACGUGGAGAAAAUACCAAAAGGAGCAGCUAUCUUCUUUGAAUUCAAGCACUACAAACCUAAAAAGGGUUUCACCAGCACUAAGUGUUUUGCCUUCAUGGAAAUGGACGAGAUCAAACCCGGCCCCAUCGUCAUCGAACUGUACAAGAAGCCCACAGACUUCAAGAGGAAGAAACUGCAGCUCCUCACAAAGAAACAACUCUAUCUCCAUCUCCACCAGACGUUACACAAGGACAGCUAAGUCUUGGCGUCCUGAACUUUAAACCAACUUUUUUGAAUCAUUCUCUCACACACACAUCAAUGUGGAAGUUCACCUCAUCUCACCCAGCAAUACUAAACCAAGCUUGUAUUCAUGUGUUUUUUCAAGAGUAUAUGGAGAAAGUAAAGGGAGACGAACACAUCAGC